Scheffersomyces amazonensis is the source of this 288-nucleotide messenger RNA. RefSeq names its product peptidylprolyl isomerase. Gene Ontology annotation, cellular component: nucleolus; chromatin. The annotation marks the transcript as partial. Gene Ontology annotation, molecular function: peptidyl-prolyl cis-trans isomerase activity. The record is from RefSeq and is a predicted model, not a curated record. The transcript has a single exon. NCBI's taxonomy places the organism in Eukaryota, Fungi, Ascomycota, Pichiomycetes, Serinales, Debaryomycetaceae.
GGACAAGGACAAACUGCUAAAUCAGGUAAUAAAGUUGGUAUUAGAUAUAUUGGUAAAUUAAAGAAUGGUAAAGUAUUUGAUAAAAAUACCAAUGGUAAACCAUUUAGUUUUAAUUUAGGUAAAGGUGAAUGUAUUAAAGGAUUUGAUUUAGGAGUUGCUGGUAUGGCAGUUGGAGGUGAAAGAAGAGUUAUAAUUCCUGCUAAAAUGGGUUAUGGAUCUCAAGCCCUUCCAGGAAUUCCUGCUAAUUCUGAAUUAACCUUUGAUAUUAAAUUGGUUUCAUUAAAAUAG